AAAGAUCUCUCCAGUAACCCUUAGCAACGGUAUCAUCUGCUGUAAUGACGUCAAAGCCGACAGUACUGACGUCAAGGAAUGCAACGUGAGUGGUCAUGUUUACAGAAAAAUUGAACUUGAGUUAUUCGCUUCAUGGCGCGACGAUUGGAAGGAUAAUUCGAGACGACGCAACUAGUGGAAUAAUGAUUUUAUAUUGACGAGGAAAAAAUUUUGGAGCCAACGAAAGGAAAUCGAAUCCAAAUAAUUGAUUGAAAAAAUAUAUUUUUUUUCGAAAAAUAAUAAGGAAAAAAGAGCUGAAUUUCCACAACAAACUACCAAAUAAUGAUCCAACAUUUUUCUCGAGGAGAGAGUGAGAACCGUCCCUAUCAGUUGAAUAUCUACGGCACUGACCUCGUCCUCGGCUCUCGGCAUCUCGUGCCAGUUUUCGUUCGGUAGCUCCGAGAUCCAGGCAGGUGAAGGAGGCAUAUCAAAGACCUAGUGCAUGUGUCACCUAUGAAAAUUACUGACGAGCGUGCACACGCAUUACGCGCGUACAAAAAUCAACUUCGCGGCAUGCUCAAAAAAAUCCCCUCAAUAACUAUUUUGUGAAUUCAAUUUAGAAUAACAGGGUAAAAAAAAAUCCCCCAACAAACACAAACAAACAAAAAUCCUAAUCACGCUAUAGAGGAUCUUUAUAUUGGGAGACGUGUGAAAAAAAAGACAACAGUUAAAAUACGGUGAGAGAGCGUCUUUGAUGUGUGUAUAUAAAGUUAGACAAGCGACAACAGAUUGAUUUGAGGGUCAACCGGCUCUGGCAGCACCGGUUACAGGAGUAAUUUGAGGCCGCAAACAAGAGACAACAAUCAGGAUGUUCUAUCCUCCAGGAAGAUGGCCGUGAUCGGCGAAACCAGGUUUCGACCAGUAGUCCACGUGAGAGAACAAAAAGAAAUUCUUAGUCGUAAAAAUAAAGGAAUUAUAAAUAUAUCCUCGCCGUACCGUCAUCAUAGGAAAAGGAAGAGUCGAUCGGCUCUCGAGAGCACGAUGUCGUGUUCGCGAAGUGCUGAUCAAAGUGAACUAAGUGAUUCUGAGGAUGGAUCCCUGGAAACCGACCCCCUUAGAUACGAAUUGCGCAAUAUCCAGAGUGUAAUUCACGUGAUGCGUCAAAAUAUUGAAGCGCUCAACAACCGAUUUGCUGGUUUUCAAGAUCCACCCUCAAUCUAUCUCACGGAAUAUCAAGAAUUAACCAGUAAAUUACAUGAACUUGAAUGUAAACAACAAAAACUAAAUGAAUUGCUCAAUUCAACAAUUCCAACAACCACCAUCACAACAACAAUUGAAGGUCCUGUACAAAUAGAUAACGAUUCUCAUUCAUCAAAUAAAUUUCGUACGCCACGAACUCCAUUAAAAUCACUAUUGCGAGCUUAUCUACCAAAUCAACAACGUACAAGUGUACAAGUCCGUGAAGGUCUCUCAUUAAAAAAUGCCCUCGCAAAAGCAAUGAAAUUAAGAAAUUUAACAACCGAAAUGUGUAUGGUUUACAUUGUAAGUACAAAUGAUGCAAAGCAUCCCAUACCCUGGGACACGGACAUUUCAUCACUCGAAUGUGACGAAAUAUCAGUCGAGAUACACGAUAAAUUUCCCAUAGCAACAUCAAUAUCACAUAAUUUUGUACGUAAAACAUUCUUUUCCCUAGCAUUUUGCGAGUGUUGUAGAAAGUUACUCUUUCAAGGAUUUUACUGUCGAACGUGUAAUUAUCGUUUUCAUCAGCGUUGUGCCGGUGGUGUGCCAGCACUUUGCCAUCAAACACGAAUGCAAGACGCAUAUUAUCAAGCAUUACUCGCACACAAUCCAGAAACAACAGCCGGCAUAUUACAAUUACCAUCGGGUUAUGGUCUAUCGUCAUCAUUGGCUACUUCCAGGAGUACUAGGCAACCUAGACUACUUGGACAACAUGAUCGAUCAAGCUCUGCGCCUAACGUCUGCUUUAAUAUGGUGAAACCAAGUGGUGAGCCUAUUAAUUUAGACGAUUAUUCUAGGUCCCAGUGUCUUAGCCGACCUGUUGGCACAGCCCAGAAUCCCAUGUCUCCUGCAAGUAGCCCAACAAAACACAGUCAAUCAACUCAGGCUAGUCCAACAAGUACCUUAAGGCCAAAACGUCCACGAGCACGAUCAGCCGAUGAAUCGUCGAAAAAUCUCCUAGCGCCACGUGAAUCAAUCGAGGAUUGGAAAAUUCCCGCCGAGGAAAUACUCGUUGGACCGCGAAUUGGUUCAGGAUCAUUUGGAACUGUUUAUAAAGCUCAUUGGCACGGACCAGUUGCCGUUAAAACUCUAAACGUGAAAAUACCAACAGCCGCGCAAUUACAGGCAUUUAAAAAUGAGGUCGCAGUUCUGAGAAAAACCCGCCACGUCAAUAUUCUUUUAUUCAUGGGCUGUGUUAGUGAACCACAAUUAGCAAUUGUAACCCAAUGGUGUGAAGGUUCAUCUCUCUAUAAACAUUUACACGUAUUCGAAUCGCGUUUCUUGCUCCUAACUCUAAUUGAAAUCGGUCGACAAACAGCACAGGGAAUGGACUAUUUACACGCAAAAAAUAUCAUUCAUCGCGAUUUGAAGAGUAACAAUAUUUUUUUACACGACGAUCUCACAGUGAAAAUUGGUGAUUUUGGUCUUGCAACGGCAAAAACAAGAUGGUCCGGUUCACUGCAAUAUCAUCAACCAACAGGUUCAAUUUUAUGGAUGGCACCCGAAGUUAUUCGAAUGCAAGAAGAAAAUCCCUACAGUUUUCAAUCCGAUGUCUAUGCAUUUGGUAUUGUUUUAUUUGAAUUAUUAGCCGGUCAACUACCCUACUCUCACAUUAAUAAUAAAGAUCAAAUUCUCUUUAUGGUUGGAAGAGGUUAUUUGCGUCCUGAUUUAAAUAAAUUACGAUCCGAUACACCAAAGGCAUUGAGACGAUUGACUGAAGAUUGUAUAAAGUUCUCGCGAGAUGAGCGACCGAUAUUUCGGCAGAUCUUGGCAAGCCUAGAGGCACUCCUAAGGGGACUUCCUAAGAUUACAAGAUCUACCUCGGAACCAAAUCUCAAUAGGACUCAAUUACAAUCCGACGAUUUUCUCUAUACUUGUGCAUCGCCCAAGACACCGGUCAACUUUCAAUUUGGCGGUUUUCCAUUUUAUCCAAGUGGAGGAAAUAUUUAAAAAAAAAACUAAUUAUGAGACUGUCAAUUUUUUUUUUCUUUAACAGAAAUGAGAAUUUUAGAAAACAAAAUAAUAUUUAAAUCUGUAUAAUAGAAUUUUUCUUUUCACAAUAUUUGCACUUUGAAUCACUCAAAUUGACUGCUUGAUAUCGUCAAGAAAAAUCUUUUUAUUUUUUUAUUUUCAUGUAAGAUAAAUUAACAAAAGUGGUAGUAUAAUUGUCUACCGCUGAUAAACUCGAUUUAUAUAUACGAAAAUGGAGAUUUUGAGAAAUGACAAAAUGUCUAUCGAAAUAAGACCUCAAUAUGUACAAGUGAAUCGAAAAGAUUUCAAUUUUAAAUUUCAAUAUUUUAAUCCCAAAUUUUGAGAUUUUAUAGAAAAAUUGUAACUUUUUAAAAAAUAAUUUAAAGAUUUAAAGAAAAGUAAAUUUUAAUUAUAAUAUUUUAAUGAAUGUGAAAUUUUAACGAAAAUUUAGAGAAAUUAAACGGAGAAAGUAAACUCCGUUAGUGAAUUAAAUCAAAAUUAAUGGAAUUUCUGACAAAAUACAAAGUUCUAAAUUUGAAUUUUAAAUCAAAGCCAAAUAAUCAUCUUUUCACAAAUUUUUGAACUCUAAAUUUAUAAUUAAUAAUAGGAUGUAAUUAUGACGAAAUUAUAAUUUAUAAACAUUAGUAAAUUAAGACUCGGAAAAAUCGAUGAUUAUCAAAAAUUUGUCGAUCAUAAAUUUAAUUAUUCAUCGAAAUAAUUUAUUAAUUAACAAAUUAGCCAAUUCAUUUAUUAACAACGUAAUUAGUUAAUUAUGUUAGAUUUUUUCCCUAAAGAAUAAAAAAUUUACACUAAAUUCUCCCGAAUAUAAAAAAAAAUUAUUUCUCAAGAACAAAAAAAGAAUUAUGUUUACAAAUUUGAAAGUGAAAAGAUUUUCGAUUCGCUUUUUAAUAACUUGAUUCUAACUCUGGUAUAUACUUUCUAUUUUUCACACCCUCACUUUUUCCAACAAUAAAGAAAACACGAAAAAGCAAAAAAAAAAAUUUCUUCUUGUAUAUAUAAUAAGUGCACAAACACACAACAAUGAGUAAAAAGAAAGAAAAUAUCUGAUCACUUUUUAAUAUCCUUCAAAAGGAUAUAAAAUUAUAAACUAAAUUUUUUAGAACUGUGUAACAUUUUAUUCGCGUCGGCCUUCAAUUAAAAUGCAAAA
Molecule: messenger RNA, 4357 nt
Organism: Leptopilina heterotoma
Lineage: Eukaryota; Metazoa; Arthropoda; Insecta; Hymenoptera; Figitidae
Gene: Raf
Product: raf homolog serine/threonine-protein kinase Raf
Exons: 4
Coding region: 868-3168 (766 amino acids)
Biological process (GO): protein phosphorylation; signal transduction
Molecular function (GO): ATP binding; protein kinase activity
Source: RefSeq, a predicted model, not a curated record